Saccharomyces cerevisiae S288C is the source of this 207-nucleotide messenger RNA. RefSeq lists its product as uncharacterized. NCBI's taxonomy places the organism in Eukaryota, Fungi, Ascomycota, Saccharomycetes, Saccharomycetales, Saccharomycetaceae. The record is from RefSeq and is marked reviewed. The coding region runs from base 1 to 207 and encodes 68 amino acids. The transcript has a single exon.
AUGGCAAAAUCGGUUUUCAAUUUCUUUCAUUUUGAAAUAUUGGAGUAUUUAAACCGUUUUGUGUAUCAUUCACAAUACUUUCUUCCAUACUACUGCUCUCUUGAAGUUCUUGGGAAGAGCCGAAAAAAUUGGACAUUUCAAUAUUGGUGCUUAUACAUUACUACUGACAAGAAGAUAAUAAAAAAGAAAGAUUUCUAUCACCGAUAG